AUGGCGAAUCUCAACUUCGCGCACUCCGAUGCGCCGCUCAAGACGGUGCAGGAGAUCCAGUUCGGUCUCCUGUCGCCCGAAGAGAUCAAGAACAUGAGCGUAGCUCACAUCAUCUACCCCGAGACCAUGGACGACUCGCGGCAGAAGCCCCGAGUGCAAGGCCUGAACGACCCUCGCCUGGGCUCCGUCGACCGCCAGUUCAAGUGCCAGACCUGCCAACAGACCAUGAACGAAUGUCCGGGUCACUUUGGCCACAUCGAGCUCGCUAAGCCUGUCUUCCACCCGGGCUUCAUCAAGAAGAUCAAGAAGAUCCUUGAGACCGUCUGUCAUAAUUGUAGCAAAGUUCUGGAAGACAGGAACAACCCCGAGUUCGCUGCUGCCGUCAACACGCGAGACAAGAAGGCGAGGUUUCAGAAGGUUUGGGGUGUGUGCAAGGAUAAGAACGUUUGCUCCAACGAAGUCCCUAAGGAGGAUGAGGAGUACGACCCCGGCAGCAAGCCCCAGAAGCACUCCCACGGAGGCUGCGGCAACGAUCAGCCCAAGAUCCGCCAGACCGCCCUCCAGCUCUGGUCCAUGUUCGAGAGCAAGGACGAUGACGGCAACAAGGUCAAGGACAAGCGACUCCUGACGCCCGAGAUGGCGCUCAACAUUCUCAAGCGCAUCUCAGAUGAUGAUCUGGUCGACAUGGGCCUCAACACCGACUAUGCCCGCCCGGAGUGGAUGGUCAUCACAGUCCUGCCAGUGCCGCCUCCGCCUGUACGGCCCAGUAUUUCCAUGGACGGUACAGCUACGGGUAUGCGCAACGAGGACGAUUUGACGUACAAGCUCGGUGACAUCAUUCGCGCCAACGGAAACGUUCGUCAGGCCAUACAGGAAGGCUCGCCCGCGCAUAUUGCGUCUGAGUUCGAGCAGCUCCUGCAAUAUCACGUGGCCACUCUGAUGGACAACGAUAUUGCUGGCCAGCCACAAGCUCUGCAAAAGAGCGGCCGACCUGUCAAGUCCAUACGAGCUCGUUUAAAGGGAAAGGAGGGCCGUCUCCGAGGCAAUUUGAUGGGAAAGCGUGUCGACUUUUCAGCGCGUACAGUCAUCACUGGUGAUGCCAACAUCUCGCUUCACGAGGUCGGUGUUCCUCGCAGUAUCGCCAGGACCCUGACAUACCCCGAGACCGUGACCAAGUACAAUGCUGGUCGUCUAAUGGACGCGAUUGCCAAUGGUCCCGACGAGUGGCCCGGUGCCAAGUACGUAAUCCGGGCGGAUGGUUCUCGAAUCGACCUGCGGCAUCACAAGAACAGAAGCGACAUCAAGUUGGACUACGGUUGGAAGGUGGAAAGACACCUUCUGGACGGUGACUAUAUUAUUUUCAACCGUCAGCCCUCCCUUCACAAAGAGUCUAUGAUGGGUCAUCAGGUCAAGGUCAUGCCUUACUCAACCUUCCGACUCAACCUGUCGGUCACGUCGCCCUACAACGCCGAUUUCGAUGGAGACGAGAUGAACCUUCACGUCCCCCAGACGGAGGAAACCCGUGCCGAGAUCAAGGAGCUGUGCUUGGUCCCGCUGAACAUUGUUUCGCCCCAAAGAAACGGUCCCUUGAUGGGUAUCGUCCAGGAUACCUUGGCAGGUGUGUACAAGAUGUGCCGUCGGGACAACUUCCUCACCAAGGAGAUGGUCAUGAACCUGAUGCUGUGGGUCCCUAACUGGGACGGAAUCAUCCCCCCUCCGGCCAUCGUCAAGCCGAGACCGCGCUGGACUGGUAAGCAGAUUGUCAGCAUGAUCAUCCCGACAGAGAUCAGUCUGUACACCAAGCCAGGUCCCGGCAGUGGUUCUGCCUGGUGUCCGACCGACGAUGAUGGUGUCCUCAUCCAGUCGGGCGAGGUCCUUUUCGGACUUUUGAGCAAGAAGGUUGUCGGUGCCGCUGGAGGUGGUAUCGUACACUUGGCCUACAAUGAGUUGGGAGCUGAGGGCGCUAUGGCUUUUCUUAAUGGGUGCCAGCGCGUCGUCAACUAUUGGCUCUUGCACCAUGGUUUCAGCAUCGGUAUAGGUGAUACGAUUCCUGACAAAGCCACCAUCGAGAAGGUUCAAGUACACAUCGACGACCAGAAGCAAAUCGUUGCCGACUUCACGGCCCAAGCUACCAACAACGAGCUGGAGGCCGCUCCCGGUAUGAACAUCCGAGAAACCUUUGAGAGCAAGGUCUCAGCCGCCCUCAACGCUGCCCGUGAUAAGGCGGGUAAUACCACACAAAAGAGUUUGAAGGAUAUCAACAACGCCAAGCUCAUGGCCGACUCGGGUUCCAAGGGUUCAUCUAUCAACAUCUCCCAGAUGUCUGCUCUGGUCGGUCAGCAGAUCGUCGAGGGCAAGCGUAUUCCCUUUGGUUUCAAAUACCGAACCUUGCCCCAUUUCACCAAGGAUGACUACUCACCUGAGGCACGUGGCUUCAUUGAAAACUCAUACCUAAGAGGCUUGACACCCUCGGAGUUCUACUUCCACGCCAUGGCUGGUCGUGAGGGUCUUAUUGAUACUGCUGUCAAGACGGCCGAGACAGGUUACAUUCAACGUAGAUUGGUCAAGGCACUCGAAGAUGUCAAGGUUGAGUACGACGGUACCGUUCGUAACUCGCUAGGCGACAUCAUUCAAUUCAUCUACGGUGAGGAUGGUAUUGAUGCCAUGAUUGUGGAGAAACAAGGCAUGAACCACUGGGGCUUGCGAACAGUUGACUUCGAGAAGCGCUUCAAGGUCGACAUCAUGGAGGGCGGCAGCUCUAUCAUCGGAGCUGUUGAACAAGCCAACACACUCAUCCAUGAUGCCGAGACGCAAGCUCUUCUAGACGAGGAGUUCGAGCAGAUCUGUAAGGAUCGUGACUUCCUCCGCGCUUUCAAGAUGAACUCGGAGAAGCUGGAAGACACCAUUCAGCUUCCUCUCAACAUCACACGCCUGAUCCAGUCAACCAAGAAAUUCCUCAAGGUGGACGAAAACGCCCGUACCGACCUGCACCCCAAGGACGUCAUCCUUCCGGUCAGGGACUUGCUCAACAGGAUGGUAGUUGUCCAAGGAUCUGACCCCAUUUCCAAGGAGGCCGACGAAAGCUCGACACUGCUUUUCAAAGCCCUGCUGCGGUCUCGUCUGGCCUACAAGCACAUAGCGCUCGAACAGCGGUUGACGAAGGCUGCCUUCGAACACGUGAUGGGAGAGCUCGAGAGUCGAUGGUCUCGUGCUAUGGUUGACCCCGGUGAGAUGGUCGGUGUUCUUGCCGCCCAGUCCAUCGGUGAACCUGCCACGCAGAUGACGUUGAACACUUUCCAUUUCACUGGUGUGUCGUCUAAGAACGUCACUCUCGGUGUACCGCGUCUCAAGGAAAUUCUCAACGUCGCCAAGGACAUCAAGACGCCCGGCAUGAUGGUGUAUCUGGAGCAGGGAGGUGCACAGAAGGACAACGCUAUGAAACUCCGAAGCAAAGUCGAGCACACUAACUUGCGCGCUGUCACCGCCAUGAUUGAGAUCUACUACGACCCGGAUAUUCAAUCGACCACCAUUGAAGAGGAUGAGGAUAUGGUUAGUUCCUACUUCGUCGUUUUCGAUGAGGCCACCGAAAACCUGGACAGACAGUCACGCUGGGUAUUACGUAUUGUUCUGGACCGUCAGAAGCUGCUUGACAAGAACUUGACCGUCGAAGAUGUUGCCAACCGUCUUAGGGAAGACUACAGCAGCGAUUUGGCCGUCAUUUGCAGCGACAACAACGACCUUACUCAGGUUAUUCGUGUGCGCAACAUACCCGACCCCAAGAUGGCUGAGGAAGACAUAGAGGAGGAUGUCAUGCUCAAGCGGCUUGCAGAGCAUCUGCUCAACACCCUUACGCUCCGUGGUGUCAAGGGUAUUGAGAGAGCUUUCCUUACCCAAGGCGCCAGAGUCGCAGUGGACUCCAGUGGUGCUCUUCUCCAGAAGAAGGACAACCCUGUUUGUGAGGAGUGGUAUCUUGACACGCAAGGCACGUCUCUCCGUGACGUCUUGGCCGUUGAUGGUGUCGAUGCCACGCGUACGAUCUCUAACGAUCUUUGGCAAACGGUGGAGGUGUUCGGUAUUGAGGCAGCUCGACGAGCUGUGCUCGACGAGUUGCGACGUGUCCUUGCCUUUGACGGUUCCUAUGUCAACGAACGCCAUCUGUCUCUACUCGUAGACGUCAUGACAUACCGUGGCAGCAUCGCCGCUGUAACCCGACAUGGUAUCAACAGGGCUGACACUGGUGCUCUUAUGAGAUGUUCUUUCGAAGAGACCGUGGAAAUUCUCUUGGAGGCUGCCGCCACAGGCGAAAUGGAUGACUGCCGCGGCAUUUCUGAAAACGUUAUGCUUGGCCAGUUGGCACCUAUGGGUACAGGCCACUUCGAUGUGUUCCUGGAUCCCAAGAUGCUUGAAACUGUCAUUUCCGAGAGCUCUCUCAUGGGUAUGGCUGGAAUCAAUAUGAAGGGCGAUCAGACAGGCGCGGCUACGCCAUAUGACAUGCGUUCGCCGGUCGGCGAUUCGGGUUUGAUGGGCUUCACAUCACCCUCCAUGGGCAUGGCCGGUCAGUUCUCGCCCAUCGCUGGCUCCGAUUCUCCUGCCCGCGCGGGCUUCGGCACGGAUUACGGCGGUUUCGGUGGUGCCAGUCCCUACGGACCUCGGAGUCCUGGUGCGACAUCGCCUACAUCGCCAUUCAGCACAUAUGGCGGUGGCUACUCGCCUACUUCUCCUGGAGCUGGCUACUCUCCUACCUCGCCUCUCAUGGGUGGCGGCAGAUAUGCAAGCUCUCCGCAGUUCAGCCCCUCAUCGCCAUCAUUCUCGCCUUCCUCGCCUGGAUUCUCGGGUACUAGCCCAGCCAGUCCCAACUAUAGUCCGACGUCGCCCAGCUACUCGCCGACUUCUCCAUCGGCCACGCGCUACUCGCCCACGUCUCCGACGGCCGCCUCACCGUCAUACUCGCCCACCAGCCCCAACUACAGCCCGACUUCACCCAAUCUGGCUGUGGCUGCAUCUCCUUCAUUUAGCCCUACCUCGCCUAAUGGUUAUUCUCCCACUUCUCCGAAUUACUCGCCUACGAGUCCUGUCUAUGGUGGAGCCGCUCAACAAUCUCCUACGAGUCCUCAAUACUCGCCCUCGUCGCCUCAAUGGUCACCUAAGACGCCUGGGCCCGGUGGUAAUACCAGCCCGAAGUUCUCUCCAACCUCUCCCCGAGGCGACUAG
Neoarthrinium moseri is the source of this 5211-nucleotide messenger RNA. Its product is annotated as DNA-directed RNA polymerase II subunit RPB1. Gene Ontology annotation, biological process: transcription by RNA polymerase II. The record is from RefSeq and is a predicted model, not a curated record. The coding region runs from base 1 to 5211 and encodes 1736 amino acids. Gene Ontology annotation, cellular component: RNA polymerase II, core complex. The transcript is spliced from 4 exons. Lineage: Eukaryota; Fungi; Ascomycota; Sordariomycetes; Amphisphaeriales; Apiosporaceae. Gene Ontology annotation, molecular function: DNA binding.